This is a messenger RNA of Gymnogyps californianus (California condor), 378 nucleotides long. RefSeq names its product small nuclear ribonucleoprotein polypeptide F (gene SNRPF). The coding region runs from base 66 to 326 and encodes 86 amino acids. Gene Ontology annotation, cellular component: U1 snRNP; catalytic step 2 spliceosome. The transcript is spliced from 4 exons. The record is from RefSeq and is a predicted model, not a curated record. Gene Ontology annotation, biological process: mRNA splicing, via spliceosome; spliceosomal snRNP assembly. Gene Ontology annotation, molecular function: RNA binding. NCBI's taxonomy places the organism in Eukaryota, Metazoa, Chordata, Aves, Accipitriformes, Cathartidae.
GGCGCGCACGAGGGCUUCCCGCGUGGGCCUGUGUUUCUCGGGCCGCUGCCGCGCGCCGCGUCGCCAUGAGCCUGCCCCUCAACCCCAAGCCGUUCCUGAACGGGCUGACGGGGAAGCCGGUGAUGGUGAAGCUGAAGUGGGGGAUGGAGUACAAGGGCUACCUCGUCUCCGUCGACGGCUACAUGAACAUGCAGCUUGCAAACACAGAGGAGUAUAUAGACGGUGCGUUGUCUGGACACCUGGGUGAAGUUUUGAUAAGGUGCAAUAAUGUUUUGUACAUCAGAGGUGUGGAAGAAGAGGAAGAAGAUGGAGAAAUGAGAGAAUAGGUGUUUUGUAUAUCUGGAAAUAAACUUUUUUCUUUUUUUUGUUUUUCCAUAA